CCUUUUUUGAAGCUAUCGUCCGCAUGGCAUCAUUCGCAGAAGUUCUUUGAGAUAGAGGGUCUGCUGAUCGGACUAUAGUAUCAAGAUAUCUCGUCUUGGCUAACUAUAAAUUCGAGGUCAUGACCGCUCUGUGAAGCCCAUCACCCCGCACCUCAAAUCAUCCUUCUUCACUGACAAGAUGCGGUCCUCUCUUCUGCUCGCUCUUCUCCCUCUGGCUAUUGCCACGGCUGUUCCCAGCUCCAAGAAGGUUGACUACACCGGCUUCAAGAGCCUGCGUGUCACUCUUCCCAAAGGCGCCAAGAAUGCUGUCGCCGAGAUCAACAAGCUCUCUGCUACCAUCCUCAACCCUGGAGCCAAGGAGGAGCUCGAUAUUGUUGUUUCUCCUGACAACAUCGAUGCCGUCACCAAGAUUGCUUCCGACACCACUGUCCUCGUUGAGGAUGUCGGUGCUGCUCUUGCUGAGGAGGAGACCUCCGAGAUCUACGCUGUCCCCAGUGAAUCUUGGUUCACCGCCUAUCACAGCUACGCUGAUCACCUCCAGUUCCUGAAGGACCUGCAGUCAAGCUUCCCUAGCCAGUCCGAGAUUGUGACUCUUGGCAACUCUUUCCAGGGUCGUGCUCUUACUGGUAUUCACAUCUGGGGUAGCGGUGGCAAGGGUUCCAAGCCCGCCAUUGUCUUCCACGGCACUGUCCACGCUCGCGAGUGGAUUGCUACCAUGACUGCCGAGUACAUGGCCUACCAGCUCUUGACCAAGUACAGCAGCGACUCCGCUGUUAAGGCUAUUGUCGACAAGUUCGACUUCUACAUCACCCCUGUUGUCAACCCUGAUGGUUUCGUCUACACCCAGACCACCAACCGUCUCUGGCGCAAGAACCGACAGACCGUCUCUGGAAACUCGUGUGUUGGCCGCGACAUCAACCGUAACUGGCCUUACAAGUGGGAGCUCACUGGUGGUGCCUCCACUAACCCUUGUGACGAGACCUACAAGGGACAAGCAGCUGGUGACAGCCCUGAGCUCAAGGCUAUCAAGGGCCAGAUUGACUCCCUCGCUGCUGGCAAGGGCAUUACUUUCUACGUUGACUUCCACUCUUACGGACAGUACAUUCUCUGGCCUUAUGGCUACGACUGCAGCUUCGUCGCCCCUGAAGAGGCCGCUCUCAAAACCGUUGGCACCCGCAUCAGCAACGCCAUCCGCACCAGCUCUGGACAAUCUUACACCGCUGGUAACUCUUGCCGUGCUCUGUAUGCCACCACUGGUGACAGUCUCGACUACGUCCAGGGUGUUGCUAAGGCCAAGUACUCUUACACCAUUGAGCUCCGUGACCGCGGUACCUAUGGCUUCAGCUUGCCCGCCAACCAGAUCCAGCCUACCGUCCGCGAGACUUGGGCUGGCAUCGUUGCUGGUCUCACGGGUCUGUGAAUGGCCGACUAGGUUGACGUAGUGUCACAUAUUUAUCACGAUGGAUAAUCAUGAUCGGAAAGGACAGAUUGCUACCUGAAAAGGUUCAAGAAGAUUUAUUGGCUUUAUCUAAAGUACAUAUUACUCAAAAUACAUACAUGAUUCUCAACCUAUUGUCCCGUAAUUCUCUCUA
Molecule: messenger RNA, 1592 nt
Organism: Fusarium odoratissimum NRRL 54006
Lineage: Eukaryota; Fungi; Ascomycota; Sordariomycetes; Hypocreales; Nectriaceae
Product: carboxypeptidase A4
Exons: 5
Coding region: 179-1420 (413 amino acids)
Biological process (GO): proteolysis
Molecular function (GO): metallocarboxypeptidase activity; zinc ion binding
Source: RefSeq, a predicted model, not a curated record